AUGGCCUGUCAAGCGUGUCAGGUAGCUCUCAACAAUGGCUUCUCGACACUCAACCUUACUGCUCACACCCAUGAUGUAUCCCAAGUCAAUGCUCAUGUAACAACAACACAGUGGUUGAAAGAUCUGACCAAUGCCAUGAACGUGGCCUGGCCCAAGCGGUUCAGGCGAUACUUGCAAGCUGCCGUUUUGAUGCUGAGCUGGGAGAAUGGUGAUAUCACCAACGAAUCGCUAGAAUUCAAAAGACUCAAAAGUGUCUUCGAAAACGAGUUCGGCUACGAAGUUCAUGAAAGGCAAAUUCCAUGGACACGAUCCGGAUUUGAAUUGAAUGGACGGGUUCGGGAGUUUGUUGGUCAAUAUUACGGACCAAACAAUCUGCUGAUCGUUUACUAUGCUGGUCACGCUCGUCGAGGAGAUUCACCCGGAUCUUAUCCUAUAUGGUUUCCUAGCCAACGUGAAGGCGUAGUGCCAGAAGCCAGUACAAUACCGGAAGCCAAUACAGCCUCCAUCAGUUCCCUUCUAGCUGAAGGAGAUGCCGACGCUCCAGAUGUCUUAACACUCUAUGAUUGUUGCCAUCCUCUUUGUACCCAACAUGGGACCUCGCGACCUUCGAAUGCUGUGAUAGAAUCGUUAUGCGCAGGCGGUUUCGAGUCCGAAGUUCCAAUGCCUGGCCCCGACUCCUUCACAUUUGCCUUGGUAGAUGAAUUAUCACUGGCUGCUCACUCAAACCAACCCAUCUCCGUUCCAGAAUUGCACAAAAGGCUCAUUGGCAGAUUAGAGCUAUUUCAGCAAAGAGCGCGAUGGAACCGGGACGAGUCACGACGGCGAUCCCCAAAUGGACAACUCGCCUUUACAGUGAAUGAAAGGCGGACACCAGUAUAUGUGUCAUUGUCGGUGCACAGACCCGUUCGAACAAUCAUGCUGACACCGAUACGGCGGGAAUCAAUUGUCCAAAUGGAAGUGACGAAUCCUAAUGCUCAGUCAAAGCUUGCAUCUCAGGAUCCGCCCACUGUUCUUCUCGUGGUAAGAGUCAGCGAGGAUGAAAUUUCUGCCCGCGAAGAAGUCAAAACUUGGCUCUUGAAUUCACCUCCUGGAGUGCUUGAGUUCAAGGGCUUCUAUCAAAGCUACUCUACACUGAUAUUGGUGGAAAUAGCUCUGGAGGUCUGGGACUUGCUGCCAUCUUGCCCAGCGACUACAUUUGCUGGUUUUACCAAAAAAUUGUUUGCCAACAUGUCCUCCAAUGCCGGGCCAUCAUUGACACAGGGAUCUCAGACGCUGGAAUCGAAGCCGGAGUUGAUUUCAGCUACCAAGCUGCGACACCAACUGCGACUGGAUACCCAUCCAGAAUUGCCAAUAGAUGCGCAGUCAGAACAAGAAGGCUUUUUCACGUUGUUGGAAUAUCUGAAUCAAAUAAGGCCCAAAGAAAUAAUGGGGUGGAAAAGCCUCCAUAUCAAGCACCCAAUUGAGACCAACCUGCCCACGGCAUUGUUCGUCCAAUUCUGCAAGCGGCUGAUAAAUGAUAAGUCUGUCGACCGUCACGUCAAAUGGUGCCUUCUCAAACACGAGCUUAUUUUCCGGGCCAUUCCCUACAAUGUAAAUGGCUGCCAGUGCCGAAAGGUGAAGCCGGUAUUACAGAUCUUCACAGGGCGAUUCACCAUGAUAGUGACGAACGACCCGCGCGUAGCACAUCUGCGGUUGGGCUUGGUUUAG
Molecule: messenger RNA, 1707 nt
Organism: Pestalotiopsis fici W106-1
Lineage: Eukaryota; Fungi; Ascomycota; Sordariomycetes; Amphisphaeriales; Sporocadaceae
Exons: 3
Coding region: 1-1707 (568 amino acids)
Source: RefSeq, a predicted model, not a curated record